Molecule: messenger RNA, 256 nt
Organism: Saprolegnia parasitica CBS 223.65
Lineage: Eukaryota; Oomycota; Saprolegniomycetes; Saprolegniales; Saprolegniaceae
Exons: 2
Coding region: 1-240 (79 amino acids)
Source: RefSeq, a predicted model, not a curated record
AUGAAGCCGCUGCACGCGCACCACAUCAUGGGCUGGUUCACUGACCCGGCCAUGUACCCGCUGCUGCUGAUCGUUCCGUUGCCGUUCGCACUCGGGGCGUACUGCGGCUUCCAAUACUGCGUCAACAGCCCGGACGGGUCGGGCGCGUCGUUCUACGCGCAUGGCCACGACAUGGCGCGGUUGGAAUCCAACGCCAUCACCGACGUCAACGACGCGCCGCUUCCCGACAAGAACAAGUGACAACAUGUGCAUCCGU